AUGAAGUCAAAUAGUGUCGAAUUUCAAAGCUAUAUGAUUGAAUGUGCGAGCUCGUUAGGUCAAGAAUUGGAACAUCCGACGGGCGCAUUGCUUCUACCACUAGUCCAGCUUCAAAACAUGGCCGAUGUCAAUUAUCGCAAUCUUUCAACUGUUGAUAACACUAUACGUAACCACAUGAAUGGCCUAGAUAUUGAAAUGAAGGUUCAAUCCUUUCAAGCCGAAUUCAAGCGGUGGAAGGAUUCGCUUCCAAUCGUAUGUCAGCAACCAAACGGGAUGAACCUAGCUUGCGAGGUUGCUUCCAUGCAUGUCUACGAGAUGGAUCUCGUCAAUAUUUGUGCCCCGAAAAAGCGACAAACGACGAAUCCUUGCAAACAUUUAACAAGCUCAUCUUUUACUUCUCAGAUUCGCCUGGAAGUGCUGUUUCUCGGUUUGAAAUCGGCGGGGCAGCUUGCUCAGAAUUUCCUCUCCAUCCCAAUAUCUGAAUACGGCAGUCUGUCUUACAUACAGUGGUCUAGCAUCAUAUAUGCUAUCACCAUCAUUUAUAGACUGACAGUCGGGAUUCCCCAGCUUCGUGACUGGGAUAUUCGAGUUGCGCGAAGGACAAUUGACUUUGAGUGUGUUCUAGACGCAUUCUGCAGUCGCUUCAACAGUGUAUCGCUUUGUGGUCGCGACUUAUUGGAGAAUGGAGACUUAUUCUCGAUGAUGGGGUCAAUCUUUGAAAACAUCAAGCAGACCUACGACAGGGUCAAGCAGUUGCCGCAGAAUGAUAGUGCAGACGACAACAGCCCAGUUCAUGCCACUAGCUUUCCGCCCUCUACGCUCGAAUAG
Molecule: messenger RNA, 828 nt
Organism: Penicillium soppii
Lineage: Eukaryota; Fungi; Ascomycota; Eurotiomycetes; Eurotiales; Aspergillaceae
Exons: 2
Coding region: 1-828 (275 amino acids)
Source: RefSeq, a predicted model, not a curated record